AUGGUACUCAAAUCAUCUCUCGCGGUGCUAGCCACCCUCACCAGCACAUCAGCCUUCACCUUUAACCCGUUUACCUCACAAAAGCCAAUUGGCCAGCAAAAAGACUUUACAUGCGAUCUCCCUCCAGUUCUCACUCCCCAGAACGACAAUCUUCCCAGCGCAAACGCUCUUUUUGACUCCAAAGAUGCGUUCGAUACUCAAGUAAGACGUCAUCAGGCGAUCGUGCGUGUUCCGUCGGUUUGUUAUGAUGAUCUGGAUGAUGUAGAUAAAGAUCCGCGUUGGGCCCCGUUUUAUGAUUUACAUGAUGUUUUGGCAAAGACGUAUCCUGCCAUACACAAGACUGCCAAGUUGGAGAAAAUUAAUAAAUUCGGCCUUGUUUAUACUCUUCACGGAAGCGACUCUUCUUUAAAGCCCUAUCUGCUGGCCGCUCAUCAAGAUGUCGUUCCAGUACCGGACGCAUCAACAUGGACUCAUCCCCCCUUCGACGCCUACUUUGACGGCGAGUGGCUCUGGGGUCGUGGCGCAUCCGAUGAUAAGAACAGUCUUACAGCGAUCAUGUCAUCGAUCGAGACGCUACUCACCAAGACUGAGUGGUCUCCCAAGCGCACGUUGAUUCUGGCAUUUGGCUUUGACGAAGAAUGCUCUGGUCCUCGCGGCGCCGCCAAAAUCGGAGAAUUCCUCACAGAGAGGUAUGGUGAUAACGGUAUCCCGUUUAUUCUCGAUGAAGGUGGUUCGGGGAUUCAGCUUAUUGACGAUACGCUCUACGUUCUUCCAUCUGUGCAAGAAAAAGGCGCGAUCGAUAUCUGGGCUGAACUUCGCGUUAAGGGUGGACAUAGCUCUAUUCCUCAUCCUCACACUGGAAUCGGUAUCAUGGCGGAGAUUGUGUUCGCUCUGGAAGCGAAUCCUUACGAACCUGCUAUUCUGAAGGGCAGUCCUGUGUAUAACCACCUCGUGUGCUUGGCACGUCACUCUCCCGAUGCUCACCCCAAACUCGACGACCUGCUUAAGAAAGACGAUCUGGAGAAAUUGACGACUGAGUUGAUUCAUCUCGAUCCUAACGCCAAAUUCACUAUCCAGACAACGCAAGCAGUCGACAUCAUCCGCGGCGGCCAAAAGAUCAACGCCAUGCCCGAGAUUGUGAACCUAGGCGUAAACUACCGCGUUGCACCGCAGGAUAGCCACGAGAAAGUCCAAAAGCAAUUCCUCAAGAGCAUUGACUCCGUCGUACAAAAGUACAAUCUCAGCGUAAGCGCUUACGAGGAUGACAAGACACAUGCUUUUGCAGACGACACGGGUUUUGACUACGAUGGUCAUCUCAAGCUCACUGCUGUCAAGAACUCGGUCGUUACACCAGUUUCGCCUACAAGCGGAGCAGUCUGGGAUAUCUUCUCGGGAACGAUCCAGCAUAGCUUUGCUUUUGAGGGUGGAAAGGUUGUGCCCGUUGGUGAAAUCAUGACUGGAAACACUGAUACUAGACAUUAUCUGAACCUCUCGCCAAACAUCUACCGCUGGACACCCAGUCGCCAACGCGGUUCAGAGAACAUCCAUACCGUGGACGAAAGAAUCAGAAUAGAUUCACACAUGGACAUCGUCAAGUUCUACUAUGACUUGAUCCGUAACUUUGACGCGGCAGACUUUUAG
Molecule: messenger RNA, 1641 nt
Organism: Fusarium coffeatum
Lineage: Eukaryota; Fungi; Ascomycota; Sordariomycetes; Hypocreales; Nectriaceae
Exons: 3
Coding region: 1-1641 (546 amino acids)
Cellular component (GO): fungal-type vacuole lumen
Molecular function (GO): metallocarboxypeptidase activity
Source: RefSeq, a predicted model, not a curated record